This is a messenger RNA of Bactrocera dorsalis (oriental fruit fly), 10167 nucleotides long. RefSeq names its product putative mediator of RNA polymerase II transcription subunit 26. Lineage: Eukaryota; Metazoa; Arthropoda; Insecta; Diptera; Tephritidae. The coding region runs from base 4300 to 7554 and encodes 1084 amino acids. The transcript has 8 exons. Gene Ontology annotation, cellular component: nucleus. Gene Ontology annotation, biological process: regulation of transcription by RNA polymerase II. Gene Ontology annotation, molecular function: protein binding. The record is from RefSeq and is a predicted model, not a curated record.
UUGUGUUGGUGAGUUUAUCGCAAUGAUUAGAGAUGCUGAAAAUCUUUGUACCAAAUGUGUGCUUGUGUUGGUGUUCGAAAUAGUGUGGUGCUUUGUAAUGGUUCACCGCUCAUUCCAUAUAAGCAGUGUGAGUUUUUUAGGUGGUGACAAUUUCUUAUCUUUGUGGUUCCCAGCAAUCGGCUGUGGUUACUCAUACGACAUGAGGGUUCUCACUUGCGCUAAAUAUGUGGAAUGAGUUAUUUGAGAGUCCUGAAUUAGUUCUCUCUGGUGGACCGCCUCUACGCUCGCGAAAUUUUUAUCAACUGUUACUACAGGAGAGGUGAGUGCAUGUAGAACGUCCACGUCACAUGUCAGACGGAAAGCGUAUGGAAUCUUUGUUAUCUAGCAGGACCGCAUGAAAGCUCAGCGAGCAUUGAAGAGUCGUAUAUACUCGGAAGGUCCUUAUGGUCACUAGCGAAUCACUAGAAGUCUACUAAGCUUUGUACAUUCACUACGGUUUAUCUUAAAAGCUUUUAAUUUGAUGGGAAAGUUUGAUUCCAUGAAUGAAGGGUCCAUAAAAAAUCGUACUAUUUAUUUGUUAGGACUAAUAUGAGGAUACAUACAAAGAUAUGAAAUUUUCAAGGGAUCGAAAUAUAUCUCCCAGUAGGGGAUAAGAAGCAUCUAUAAAAUCAAAUUAAAAAUGCAAUUUCUAUAUUUCAGUAUACAAUAAACGUCUCUUCGCAAAAAAAAAAUUAUGAAGCCAAUGAUGUCUGCUUUUGGUAAAGGUCAAGGAAAAUAUGUGUAAGUAAAUUAAGAGAAAUCGAUGAGUCAAUGACCAUCAGUAAAAGUACCGUUUAUAAAAAAAUCAGCCCUCUAUUAUAUUUGUUGGAAGUGCAUGAGUAUACGUUACCACAACACAAAUGCAUGUAUAUUGAGGACGCUUCCACUUUAGCUCGAUAGGCAAUCAUCGACAGAUAUAUCAGCUGAGUAAGUGUAAACAUGCAAAUGGAAAUGGAACUGCUUGCAGUCAUUCAAGCAUUCUCACUUGCUUAAAUGCAAGCAAACUCAAAAUACUUGACGAUUUCUCACCGAACCCCAAACACUUCCGACAGCAUUCGUCUAAUCGAUAAGAUCAGCGGGCUAUUAAAAAGCCGAAGAAUCAAAACAACAGCAAAAGUAUUCAGCGCAAACAACGAAUCUGUGGCUAAUUAACGCAAGUAACAGUGCAACAGCAACAACAAUAGCACUAAUCGCUAAGUCGGAUGAUGCACGGAGGAAGAGAGAGUGUACUCGGGGAAAAUGCGAUCAAUGCAAAUUCUAAACGCCGGCAGCGAUUGCCUGCGCAUACUUGCGAUUGUCGCUUGCCGGCGAGCGAGCUGCACUGUAUAGCUUUUUAAAUAGAAACGAACCGUAGAAGGACUGAUGCCACUGAUGGGAACUCUCAUGCUCAUUCGAAAUGAAGCAUUUCGCCCGUUUGCUGACACUGCACUUGUUGUUGUUGUAAGUUUUGCUUGGCGUCUUAUACAAGCGCACAAUAAGCACUUGUAGUUGGUGACAGCAAUUAAGUGAUCAGCCAUCGUCGGCACAGCAACAACGCCAAUAAAUCAACAUCAAGGUUGGCGGCCUCAACCACGCAAUCCGCGUGCCACAGGCAACCAAUUUACGUUUGCUUGCAACAUUGGCUAAAUAGGAAACACGCCACACGUACAUUUAUAUAUAUACGAGUAUAUGUAUGUAAGGGAUGGUUGUUGAAACUUACAUAAAUUUGGGCCAGGGAAAUGUCGCGUCCAUUUGUCUUCGACUACCUGCUGCUGCGGUGUUGCCUCUGUAGUCAGAAGUUACUGAUUUCUUCAUUCCUGUGGAAAAUUCUCAAUUUAAAAUUAUGCAGAUUAACGGUGUGCUUAUUUGUCUUGAUUAAAUAAUACCACUGAAUUGCUAAGAAUAAGACAGUUAAAGCCGCAGCUUGAUUUCCAUUUUCCAGUCUCUCCAUUCAUUUUUAACAACGCAAUGCCGAAAAAUGAAGACUCGGCAAAAAGUACAGAAGCUUAUGUCUCAAAAUGAAAAACAUAUCAACGAAUAAUAAAAAGUAUCUCCAGAUUACGAACCCUUUUCAUCUUUGGAUUCGCCCCGCUUCGUACGAGAGCAGAGCUGAUUCAACGUGGGUAUUUUCACAUAACUGCAGACGCCUGGAUUUGUCCCUAAUCAUACUUUUAAUACCAACUGCUCUUUGCUUUGGCUUUAGAGCUUUACUACACACAUUCAAGAAGGAAAAUAAAUCACAAGAGAUCAUUGAAUUAAACACAGAAUAUGCAAAGAAUGCUACUACAAAUAAAUGAUGGCCUUCGAGCAAGACCAGCGGAUCUCUAAAACUACCUAAUUUUACUUUUCAAAUAAACUUCAAUUAAACUUAUAGAAUUAUUACCGAAGUGAUAUGCUUCUAAUUAGUUUUGAUCGGGUUUGAAUGUAAAUAAUUCCACAUUUUUUAAGAUUAUAUAGUAUAUUUGAUGAUAAAAUGAAUAUCUGUUAUAGAAAAUUUUACGUAGCUUUUAACGAAGGUUGCAAUAUUUUUUAUUAUCAAUAAAGUUAACCCUUAUAUUUCAUAAAUCUUCGCAACAAUAUCCAGGUGAUCCUCCGAACAGCAGCAACAAAAAUUACAAAAGCACACAACAACUCAAAAUAACGCGAACUAACAAGCUCUGACUUCAAAGAAAUAGAAGCGAUAACGAAACGGAAUGGAAAUGAAACAAUGGUAAGCGCUGAGCGCGGUGCUGAGAGUGGCACUAUGACAAGAAAACAAGCGACCAAGAAGUUGUUCAGGCGCAGACAAAGAAGCCCGUCACACAAGCGCGAUCGCGAAAGUCAGCUGGGUGUGUAUGUGUAUGUACACGCGUGAAAGCAUUUCCACGGCCAAGACGAGUAGUCAGUACCAAGCGACGAGCAAGCGAAAGCCAACCAAGAGAAAAAAGCAAAAAAAAAAAGACACCACAGUAGAAGCUUGUGGCUGCUAGUAAGGUUGAUAGAAGUGGUAGCAGCUACUCGGAACGAAGAAGCAGCAGCGGUAACGGCCAAAGCAGCAACAGCAGCAGGCAAUGGCAACAGCAAUAGCAACAGCGAAAUGGGAAAAAGUUUUGCUGCUUAGCGGUUUGGGGGAUAAGCGUUGGUUUCACUUCAGCACGCCGCACAGACGUUCCCAGUUGCUCGACGUAGACGUUACGUUUUUUCGAAAGACGCGGAGAACGUUCGAUUCUUAAAACUCAGAUUUGUGUUGUCUGCUACAUUUCUGUUCAUUCAAAUUUCUAUUCACUUUGACCGGAUUAACAGUGGAGUACAAUCGAAAGUGAGCAAGCAGUUUUAUACUUAGAAAACAAAAAUCGAAAAUAAAGCAAAAAACACAAAAUAAUCGGCCAGGAAUCACCUGUAUUUGGAUAACAGUUCUUCGUGAAUUUCAUCAAAAUGCAAAUCUGAAACUAUUUGUUACUAAACUGGUGUAAAAAAACUAUUGAAGUUUGUGAAUUGACAUAAAAAGUGUGAACUGGACGUGAAUUAUAAAAUAAAAAAAGUAAAAAAAAAAAACAAUUAAAAUUUCUUUUUUAAACUUUAACUCUAGAAAAUUGUGUGAGAGGCAUAAAACAGGUGUGUUCUGUAUAAAGCUGAACAAAAUUUAAAAUUUUCUAAGGAAAAUCGAAAAAUGUCGCUGACUUGAGUUUCGCUGGCGUCAAACGCCGCCACCAGUGUGAAUUGAAAUAAAAUAGAAGUACUUAAAAGCUUUUCGAAAUUUCGUGGGUUUAUCUUACUGACACUCGUAAAUGUCGUGUGAGAGCACGCUGCAACAUCACCACCUUCAACUCAUACCAGCACCAAGCCAUCAAUGUAAUCACAACAACAACAUAAGCAAGUAAACGAAAAGUGAAAGUGUGAAUUCUGUUGUGUGCUGAAAAUUUCCAACUUUCAAAACGCAAGAGAGCAAUAAUAUAUAUUUUUACAUAUACAUAUGUAUGUACAUAUGUACAUAUUUUGACGAAACAGAAAAGGAAUAUUCAAAAGAACUGUGUUUUAAAUGUGGAUAUUUCGAUAACUAAAACUCUGCAUUAUAGCAACAAGAAAUAAAAAUUUUAAUAGCAAUUUUGGAAAAAAAUUAACUAAGGAUUUUUUAAUUAAAAACAGCCAACUGCGGCCGAUUUGAGCCGCUCAACAGUCUCCAAACUGCUUGUGGAUUAUUAACUGUGCAACAAAACAUACUUGCAAACAAACGUACUCACAUAAUCGCUGUUUUCUUUUCACCAGCAAUCAUUGCACCAAAAUUCACAGCAAACAGCAUCCAUGGAUAUGGCCGCCAACGAAAUCAUGGCCGCCAAUGAGAUUAUGGCGCCCAAUGUCAAUGCCAAUUGCCAAUAUUCGACACGAUACUGUUGGGAGGCAGAGAAGGUCAAAACAUUAAUCAGAUUACGUGCGGAACUCUCACCGCUAUUCACAGGCAAGCGUAAUGCCUCCAAAUAUGCUUGGGCGGUCGUGGAGCGCAAACUCAAUGUCCCGCUGCCACUUUCGAAGAUCAUCAAAAAAUGGAAUAAUCUACUGCAAGAAUACAAAGCCAUUAAAAUGUCCGAAGAGCCAAAGCGUCGCGAAUGGCCCUUCUUCACACUGAUGGAUGUCUAUUUCAGCGAUCAGGUCAACGAUCCUUCGUUACGUCUCUUUUCCUCUACCAAAACGCUACGCGAGACAAUCGAUGACAGUGUCUUCGAAGAGGACCCCAUUAUUGUGUCCGCCAUAGAGGCAGCUACUUCAGGCGCUUACAUGGACAUUGAUGAGCUCAUACGCCGCCAAAAAGAACGUGCCGAAAAGAAAUACGCCUUGGCUGGCGGCGGCAUUGGCGAUUACAAAUACGACAUCAAACCGAUGUUGCAGAACAGUAAAUUUAACAGUAACGAUACGUUGAAGCUAUCGAAAAGCGUCGAUGACUUGAGCAUGCAACAGUACAAAAUAAAAGACGAACUCAUGCGGCAGCACGAGCAGGAGCAACAGGAGAAUAUACUCAAGAUCAAGCAGCACGCACGUCAACAGCAGCAGCAGGCUCAACAACAGGCGCAGCGUGAGCGCGAGCGUGAACGCCAGCGUGAACAACAAGCUGUGCAGCAACAACGUUUCUUACAUGCCGCAGCUGGACAACAACAAUUGCCGCCACCACCGUCGCCGCAUGCAGUGCAUCGCCUGCCACAGCAACCGACACCACCACCGGGGCUGCAACAUGCCUUGCAGCAGCAACAUCAACAUUUGUUGCAUCAACACCAACAGCAGCAGCAGCAGCACCAUCUUCUCCAUCAACAACAGCAGCGUCAACAGCAAUUACAACAACAACAACAACAGCAACAACAGCAGCAGCAACAGCAGCAACAACCGCAGUCGCAACCGCAGCAAUUGUCACCGUCGAUUGUACUGCCACCGCCACCCACACCACCCACCACAGCUCAGCAGAUACACAUACAGACGGCCCAACACCAAGCCACUCAACAGCAGUUGCACUUGCAACAGCAACAACAGCAGCAGCAACACAAUCCGCAGCAUCCGCAGCAGCAACAACAAGGGUACACCGAUCCCAACACGAUCGACCAGUACCUCCUGUCGUGGAAUAACUUCCAUGGCAAUAUGUGUCGUGGCUUCCACACCCUACAAAAGGACGAGAAGAUGGUGGACGUAACGAUCGCCGCGGGCGGAAAAAUUUUCAAAGCACACAAACUCGUACUAUCCGUUUGCAGUCCAUACUUUCAGCAAAUAUUCCUUGAGAACCCCUCCAGUCACCCUAUUCUUUUAAUGGCUGAUGUAGAAGCUCCUCAUAUGGCUGGUUUACUGGAUUUUAUGUACAGUGGACAGGUUAAUGUAAAAUACGAAGACCUACCUGUUUUCCUAAAAGUAGCUGAAGCAAUGAAGAUCAAAGGACUGCACACCGAGAAAAACAUGAACGAUGAUAAGGAAAAUGGCUCUUCACAAGAUGGCGACUCUCUGGCAACACCAACCGGUUCUGGUACUCAAUGUCAUUUCGACCGUGCCACACACAGCGUUAACAUUACAGGUCAUCCAUAUGGACAAUCCCCAAUACACCCGCAACAGCCACCCCAACAGCCAUCUGCACCACCGCCACCACAGUCAACCGCCCAGACGGCGAUUGAACAUGGCAUGAACGGUACCGGCGGACCACUUUCACCAUCGCCAGGUUUUGCCAGCUUCCGCGAUCACAUCAAAUCUAAAGCCAGCUUCGCGGAAACUUUUAUGAAGAAUCUAAGUCGCAAUAACAACAAUAACAGCAGCAUUAAUAAUUACAAUAAUUUGAGCAACGCGUUGCCGGAGUCGACCGCAGUAACACGGAAGUCGGAUAAUUUCGCCAUUAUACAAGCGAAUAGCAAAAAGAUCUUAGACACAUCAAAGAAACCACAUAAAUAUCUCGCUAAACGGAAAAUAUUGAUGCAUUACAAUGAGGAGCUGAAUGAGAAGCGCAGGAAGGAGAUGGAUUGCUACAGCGUUGACACAGAUGUGAACAGCAAUUUGGAUGUCACGCUAGUGGAAACAAACAAUACGACAUCGGAGACCUUAGGCUUAACACCAGCAAUAUCGGUCAGCGCUAUAAGUAACAGUAGCAGCAAUAACUACAAGAUACGACUCAUGGAGAAGCAUCAGAAUGAUACGGCUGCCCAAGCAGCAGCUGCCGCCGCCGCUGCCGCUAAUACUGUCACAUCAAAACACAACAACAACGACGACGCAAUCAAUAAUAACGAGUCACAUACCACUAAGGAAACCACACCGCUGGAAGAGGAAGUCACAGAAGCAUUAAAUCUCGUGCAAAAUUGUACCACAACCAGCAGCUCGUACGAUGGUUCGAAAGCCGCAACCGACUCGAGCGAAAAAACAAGUUUCAAGGAAAAAACGACAACUAGCAGCACCAUUUCCCCGCUUGUGCCUUUAAUCAACAUCAAAGUGGAGCAGCCCGACUCGAGCUACAAUAUGGGAAAUAUGAGUAGUGGCCUAAGCAGUGGAGCUAGUAGCAGCGGCUGCAGCAUUGGUGGGCGCAGCAGUACGAGUACAUCAGAUGAGGAUGAGCUGGAGCGCGAGCGUGAACGAGAACUGGAACGUGUGUUAGAACGCGAACGGGAGCAUGAAAGCGAGCGCGAACGUCAACGCGAGCGCACACUUGAUCGUGAACGUGAACACGAGAGGGAACGCAAUCAAUAUCACACUGAUUAUAAUAAGGACGAAAUGGAGACAGAUCCCAAUAAUAACAACAGCAAGGACACCGCAAACUUGAAUAAGAACGUUGCGCUCAUACACGCAAUUACACGCAAUUUGGAACAUCCUAAGAGUGACAACAACAAUAAUCACACAGAACUAGAUUUAAGUAAUACGCAUUUAAGCAGUUUGGGAUUGGUAGCCGGCAUUACCGACAACGAGACUGUCAAGAAUAUAGCGACAGCUGAGAUCUUGUGCGGUCUGAAGAGUAAAGUCUUCAAAAUGGAGAAACUAGACGAGGAUCGUGAGCGGGAACGUGAGAAUUGUCGUAGCUUGAGUGAAAUAAAAAAUGCGGGUGAUUGACAAUUGAGCGCGUUGACACGAAAAGCCCAUUAAGGAUUGGGAUAAGCGGCCGAGUGAAAGCAUCAGCCCAAGGCAUACAAAUUUUAUUGAAGGGAUGGACAGAUUUCGAACAUCUGCGGUAAGACAUCGUUUCGACGUGGAAAGUGUCCCUCAAGCGUUAGUUUAGUUGAUACGUUGAAAUGCAUUUGUUUAUUAUUUUUUAUUAUUUUUGUUAAUUGGUAGUUAUUUAUUUUUUACAUACUCGUACAGAGAUACUUACAGGUAUGCAUGCAUACAUUGCUCUACUUUCUCCAUUAAUUUAGUAAGUACGCAUGAGUAGUUAGAUUAAGAUACAACUAAUAAGUUUAUGUUAAUGUGUGGAAUAGAUAAAACUUAGAUUUAAGCAGCGAAAAUGUUGAUAAAUAAAAAUAUGGCAAAUUAAUAUAAGAGAGUAAACAGAGUUGACAGAAAACGACAAAAUACAUAUUUCCCUGCUUACUCAAUUAUAAGAAGAAACCAUCCAGCCCUUUUGAUCAUAAAAAUUUAAUAAGAGCAUCUCAGCGCACGAAGGUACACCAUUAGCCGAAUAUACGUAUUCGUUGACUUCGAAUUUUGAUCUUGAGAAAAUCUAAAUUGUGUUAUAAAGCUAGAAAUUCAGUCGAAAGUGUCAAUAUUGGCAGACAUUUUUGCAUAUAUGUAUAUCUCUUCCUUUUUGUACGAUAUUUAAAGGAAAUUUGCUAGUUAAUAAACAAAGAGAUAAAGUGAAACAUUUAAAUUAAAAUAGAAAUAGUAAUUAUUUUACUUUACCUGAUCAACUCGUAAAUUAUAUGAAAACAUUAAAUUAAAUAUUUGAUAUCACUUUGCUGCAGCUUAACUUGCCAGCUCUAUUUUUAAUACUUAAAAUACAUUUUAUUGUUAAACACCAGGGAAACUUUUAAAACUUUAAAGGAGUUUAGGAAUUUCAAAGAACGUUUUAACCCAUAAAAUCCUCAAAAUAAUAACAAGUAUUAAUUUAAUGCACUUAAAUAAUACAAUAAUAACUUAUUUAUAUUAAUAUGUCUUAAUCCCACUAAAACCAUUAAAAUGGUUACAAAAACGCAUUGAGCAGUGCAAGCAGAGCUUAUGUUAUUAUUUCAGGAAACUCUGCUCCGAUUCCAUAUAAAUUUUUUUUUAAUUUUGUUACCAUAAAAUAUUGUUGUUUGGUAGAUUCCCGAUAAUCAAUUAAUAAUCAAUGUACUUUUCUGAUGUCACUACUUUUCUGCAAUUUUAUAAUAAUAAUUAAUAUUUAUUUCAUCUCAUUUGCUAUUUAUUGUCGUAUGUUAUCGAACACAAAUCAAUUAUUCAAUUAUUUUUUCGGUAUAUAUUACUAAACUAAAUCUAGAUUUCAUUAUUUUUAAUAUUCAUUCGCAAGUACUAUAUAUGUAUGUACAUAUGGAUGUGAAAAGUUCACAUUAAAACAAAGUUUCGUAAUUUAAAGCAAACAAACAUGCGAUUAAGUAUUUAUAUAUGCAUCGGCUGUUUGAAGAACCCCCAUCCCACAUGUAUGUAUUUAUAUUAGCAUAGUAAAGUCUAUACAUAAAUACAGACAGGAAAAGAGAAAAAUUCACCCAUUCACCACAUUGAAUAAGAAUAUGUAAUAUAAUAUAAAUGUAAAGUCCGUGCGCUAUAAUGCACCACAGUGCCUUUCAAACUACAGUGGCUCUCAAAACGUUGAUUGAAUGCCACGUUAGUGUUGAACAAAACGUACCGAUCGGUUCUUAAGUCGUGUCUUUGCAGUUACGUAUUUUUAUAUUGCCUGUCAUUAUCGCAUGUGGCUAUACAAUUUUUUAUGUUUAUUUAUUGUUUUUACCUGUAUUUAUGUUAUAUAUAACAAGUAAUCGUACAUUCCAACAUGCAUUACAAAUGAUGUACUCAAUUCGUUCAUAAUAAGUUAAUACACAUUGUACAACACUUGCAUUCUUUUGAUGUAUGUAAUCGUAUUAAAUAAAUUACAAACAAUUUCGAAGCGUAAAAAAAUACGUUUAAAAAUUGUUAAAUAAAUAAUGCGUAAGUUGAUUUUUAUGAAAAUGAAAAAUUUAUAAACAAAUAAAGAUUAAGUCUUGUUUUAUUUUCACGAGAUUGCAAUAUUUAUUUUAAAUCAAUCAAGUCAAGGAAUCACACCAUAGCUGAACAAUUCUUUGAUGUUCUCUGUCUGGCUCAGGUAUACGAAUUAGCGCCAUCUACUGGCGUCCUUUUUCCAAAACUACUUUAUUGAAGAUCCCUACCAUCGUGUGAGAGGAGAAUCCUUCAAAAAUAUUUAUUUCACACCACGACUCUUAAACCAACAACUUGCUGAGGCAUUCAGCAACGCGGCGAAACCUACAUCUUUGACGAUGCGAUGGUUUGAACAGGGUGUGUUUCACUUAUACUGUUGUGCGUAUAGAGGUGUGUUAAUACAUGCAUAGACACAAACAACCGAACAUUUGACAAUAGGCGGUUCAACAGCAGGAUAACAACUAGAAAAUCCACCACAAUAAAUGCACUCAUUUAGGAGCAGGACAUGCGCAUUCGCCAAGUCAUUGAACGAUUCCUUGAUAUACAUAUGUUUUAACCACUCAAAUAUCGAGUUCGCUGCCUGACAGGCAUUCAGUUGCU